AUGGCUCUUCCUACACCUCCCGACCACUGCUGCAUCUGUGUUUCACCUUAUGUUCAUGUGUCUCUUAGGGAUCCACCAUAUGAACCUCCUUCUGUCUCAGAGCUGCAGGAGUUCCUGCUAGCAGACAGAAGACCCACUGGACAUGUCAAUCAAGUCUGGCCAAACCUUUACAUAGGCAACGAGGUGGCGGCUCGUGACAAGGGCACUCUCCACAGUCUGGGUAUUACUCACAUUGUCAAUGCUGCUCAUGGAAGUCAACAUGUCAACACCGGCCCACGUUUCUACAGAGACAUGACAGUGGAUUAUUAUGGGGUGGAGGCUGACGAUGCAAUACACUUCAUCCUUAGUCCUUUCUUCUACCCAACAGCACGAUACAUCAGAGCUGCACUGGCCAUGGGAGGACGGGUGUUUGUCCACUGUCUGAUGGGUGUGAGCCGCUCUGCUACCUUAGUGCUGGCAUUCCUGAUGAUUGUUGAGGGCCUGAGGCUGCAGGAGGCGGUGGCCGCCGUCAGGCCGCACAGAGACAUCUCCCCCAACCCAGGCUUCCUGCAGCAGCUCCGCAGCCUCGACAUGAGCCUGGAGAGGGAGAGGAGGAGGCGACGACAGGCCCAAACACUGUAA
Messenger RNA from Seriola dumerili (greater amberjack), 621 nucleotides. Its product is annotated as dual specificity protein phosphatase 13-like. The record is from RefSeq and is a predicted model, not a curated record. Gene Ontology annotation, cellular component: cytoplasm. NCBI's taxonomy places the organism in Eukaryota, Metazoa, Chordata, Actinopteri, Carangiformes, Carangidae. The transcript has 4 exons. Gene Ontology annotation, biological process: negative regulation of MAPK cascade; protein dephosphorylation. Gene Ontology annotation, molecular function: protein tyrosine/serine/threonine phosphatase activity; MAP kinase phosphatase activity. The coding region runs from base 1 to 621 and encodes 206 amino acids.